Molecule: messenger RNA, 4049 nt
Organism: Venturia canescens
Lineage: Eukaryota; Metazoa; Arthropoda; Insecta; Hymenoptera; Ichneumonidae
Product: arrestin domain-containing protein 17-like
Exons: 9
Coding region: 1953-3212 (419 amino acids)
Biological process (GO): protein transport
Cellular component (GO): cytoplasm
Source: RefSeq, a predicted model, not a curated record
GAGUUUCAUUAACUUUUUGAUUUUUUUAAAUGCAAUUUUAAUGACUCCGUUAAUUUAAACAAUAUUUUCAAUUCAUAACUCGUCAUGAAGAUUUCGCAUGAAACCUUGGCAAUGGGAUAAGUUAAUUGUCGUUGAAUCGCUCUGGUUUAUAAGAUCUUGCUCGUACUAGGACAAAUUUCAUACGUCAUGCUUGAAACGUAGCAUCGAAGGAGGAAUUGCGAGUAAAGGAGAAUUGUAGUACAAAGUGUAUAUGUUGAGCUCUGUGUAUUUGCCCAAUCUGCACAUUCGUAUGGGUAAAUGUUGUAUAUCUGUAUUGAGAAUGUACAGGGUAACGUCAGGAAAUCGUUAGUGCGUGAAGCAUCUGUGAGCAUUCCGGAAACUAACUCCAUUUACCACUAGCAGGAGAAGCUGCUGCUCUUUGGCAGAGUGGCGUGCCUGACCGAAUCGUUCGAUACUACUUGCAAUAACGAAGUCUACUGCGAGAUGGAGAGAAACGGAGAGAAAGAGAGAGACACAUGGACAGCCAGAGAAGAGAUCGGGCGAAUUAGAUGGACUUGCCAUUCGACACCAUUUCAGAGGCUUCCUCGUGUGUUUUACCAUCGCAGUGAGUGCCUGCAAUCAUUUAUUGAAAUGAUCAAUUUCCGGGGACAACUACGGCGUCGAUUCGAUUGAACGAAUAAGCAAACUUCGCCUCUGCAACGCCCUUGAGACAAGGACGUCUUUUCAAGCUUUGGGAAUAAUUAUCGUCGCGAAUUAGCAUUCGGUUAUAACGUCAUGUUCCGAUCUCUCUCUUUCUCUCUCUUGCUCUUCAUUUGGCGUGGUUCGUACCGUGUUAUUCAAUGACAAGAAAACUGUUACAACUGUUACGACACGCGACAAAACGUUGUUGUUUCGAGGCUCCAUUCACAACUUUGUCGUCGCGAUAUUCAUGCUCGUAAAUCAGUCGAUCUCUCUUCCUGUUCCUCGAGAAUCCUGGCACAUUAUGGCGAGUUCUGCUCACCCAAUCCCAAAUGAAUCACUCGGAAUGAACAAAAAUCACGGCUCUGAAUUUCGCUACCGUCGGAACCCUCAAAUUUAUAGUUAUUUUUACAUCGAGAAAAUCACUGUUGAGAACAAAAUCGACGAAAGAGGAUCCAGAGUUACAAAGAAUACUAUUUUUAUAACUUUGAAGCUAUCGUCGAAAUGGCUUUUUCAUUGUCGAUUUUCGUUGACCGAUUUUCCGAUUUCCAUUGAGAAAUUGCGUGUUGGAAUUGGAUGAUGCAAAAUUGAAAUAAUUCAAUGAAAAUAAAUAACGUAAAGUUCGUGAAAAAUUCAUUCCAUAAUUGGCCACCGCCGUUGUUUACUCACCUUCAUUUCAAAUUCAGAGAUUCCCUCUCGGGUUAUUAAUUUACAGAAAUCGACAACGAUUGAUCUAAGAUUUAAGGGAACAUGAAUCGAGGCUUGAAUGAUGUUCAUAGCCCUCAAUCUGAUCCAUCUAGCUAAUCGAAAUUUCUAUCCCUCAAGCUCUUGGAUUUUCUGACAAGUCAUCGAGCUUCGACUGAUAAAUGUGGCGAGGAAAUGUGAUGAAAAAGAAAGGGGCCCUUUUAUUGUCUACGUAUAUACGUACCAACGCAUGGAAACGCGCGUAUAUCGAAAGACAGAGGGUGAGGAAAGCAAAAGAGCAGACCAGCAACGACGUACGAGGGUGCUUUCCAACUCGAAGAGCGACAGAAUGUCGCCACGAGAUAUUGGCGAAUAACGAAACGAACGCAUGCGCUUCUAACCACCAUCAGCAAAGAGCCGCACUAUUUUGGAAUGUUUUCAACUUAACUCGGCACUUCUGUCUCGUCUCUUAUCUCGAUUGGAGAAAUCCACCGUCGCUGGAAUUCGACACGUGAAAGUUCGUGGUUCGCUUCUCGAGUUACUCAAAAGUCAUUAAUUUACUGAAGGAUCGUCCGAGCAACUUAAUUAAUAUGGAGAAAAUCGUUGAAGAAGAACACGAUGCUGAGAUUGCCGACAAUCACACGAUUAUGGAUUCUCGUGAACGGAUGGGAUUGCAACGCCUGGAAAUACUCCUGGACAAUACGCAGCAAAUUUACUAUCCUGGUAAAUCAAUCACCGGAAGAAUAGUUCUCGAUUUGCAAACACCGAUAGAAGUUCUGGGUUUACGACUUAAGUGCAAAGGCGAAGCACAAGUUUAUUUUACGAAUCGAUCCGCCGGGUUUCGACGAACGUACAACGCUGGAGAAACUUAUCUUCAUGAAGAAAUUUACCUCCACGGUGAUGGAAAAUCCGAAACUGGAAUAAAGAGUGGCAGUUACCCAUUCAGCAUAAAUUUAUCUGAAAACCUACCGUGCAGUUUCGAGGGUCGAUAUGGUCGAGUUCGAUAUUCAAUUAAAGCAUUCCUCGACGUUACAACCAACUGGAAAACUUCAACCGACUUUUUGGCAUUCACCGUCGCUCCAGUUUUUAAUCUGAACGAUCAUCAGCUCGCCCCGUUGCCUAUGAGCGAAACCCUUUCCAAGACUUUCAUGGGACAAACUGAACCGCUCUCAAUGUCAGUUUUUAUUCCGGUUCGUGGGUACGUUCCCGGGCAAACUAUACCGUUGGAAAUAACUCUCAAAAAUAUGUCCCACGUUGACGUCAAAAAACUUCGCAUCGUCUUCAAAAAGGUGGUCUUGUACACGUCUUCGGUAAAAGUUCGUAAACACAAAGAGAUCAUAGUCGAGAUUGAGCAACCGGUCGACCGUAAAUCCGAGAAAUACGAAGCAAACGUCGACGUGCCAGCUAUACCGCCAUCGGGUACAAUCUGCAAUCUGAUCGAUGUCAAAUAUACUCUAAAGGUCGAAGCUUGCGUAGACGUCAACGAAUGGUACUACAGAAUGUUUCACAAAAAUCUGAAAAUUAGAACCCAGGUAAUUGUCGGUACCGUGCCACUUUCGAAUUACGAGGAUCCUUUAGAAUCGAGCGACGAUUCGCAAAGCGAUUUCAGGACUAAAAAAUCACAAAAGGAAACUUUAGCACUGAAAAACGGUGUUAAUGAGAUCGAGGUAACGGAAACCAACGGUGAAGUCACGAAUUCCGAACACGUACUCAAGUAUCAGAGAAGUAAAAUAUAUCGAUCAUCGAAACCGGAACGUGACGACCCCACGGGAGACGAAGGUGACAGCGACGGUGAAGUGGAGCCCUAUUCACCGAUGUAUCGAGUCUACAAAUUUGGAGGGUCGAGAUAGAAGGACGUUUCACCGCUUAACGAACACCCGACGACUCGCUUAAUGAUCUCGUAUUCCCGUAAGAAAUUGCGAGAAAGUCUUUUACUGCAAGGAAGCAGAUUGCUAUUAUGAAUUUCAGCCAACUACAAUGGGCUUUUCCAACUUCGUGGAUAUAACGAGACCUUCGUAAGCGAUAAACGUAAUUCCUUAUUCCUUUCAUCAAUAUAGCAAACGUAAUUUCUCGCUUUUCUCUCCAUUGUUCUAAAUCGUUCUCUAAAAAAGUUAACAGUGCAACGAGCGAGAACAAAAAAUCACGAUAAACCUCGAAAUUUCGCAACGGAGAUGUUGGAAAGUUCGUUCUAAAAGUACCAAGUGCCAAAAAUACAAUUGAUCCUAAAUAAGAAUUUUUUGACCAUUCACACGUUCGGAAACUUUCUGUCCAUCCUGUAUCAUUGUCAAUCCAGUGUCAAGACCGAUUUUUCCGAUACCAAAGACUGAUCAAUUUUAUUAUCUCUUAACACAAAGUCCAAAACUCAAUCCUUUUAAUAAAUUAAGAUCGUUUGUUUUUCAACUCCUUCGGCGACAGCCUUAUGAUAUGGGUAGCAAAAAUAAGUGGGCAGCAGGCAAUGCGAGCAACGAAAUUUCUCUUGAUGCCUUAAGGGUUGGAAAAUAUAAGCGAAUAUAUUGUACACAAGAAACCAUGAUCUCACAGAACGUUCAAGAGUGCAUGCCAAAAGUGAACACAAACUGUGAUUAAAAUAUUUAGCUUUGUGUAAUCUGUACGACAUGCAGUGAAAUAAUCUGUAACGAUAUAUACGAGUGCCAAAUGAACCGUCCAAUAAACUAUGCAUGUGUGCC